AUGUUGGAUAAGGCAGUGAGGGAUGGGCUCAUGUCUGGUUUUAGGGUGGGUCCUGUAGGGAACUCUUUGCAGGUGUCCCAUCUUCUAUUCGCCGAUGAUACCCUAGUCUUUUGUGAUGCUGAUCUUGGUCAGAUUCUGUUUCUCCGGCUAGUGCUGUUUUGGUUUGAAGUAGUUUCUGGGCUGAAUAUUAAUAUGGGCAAAUUUGAAUUGGUCCCUGUGAGUGUGGUUCCUAAUAUAGUAGAUAUGGUGGAUGUGCUCGGGUGCAAGCAAGGCUCCUUUCCAAUGCAGUACCUAGGUCUUCCUUUGGGUGCUAAUGUCAGAGAUAGAUCUGUUUGGAAUCUAAUUUUGGAGAAGGUGGAGAGGAGGUUAGCAAGUUGGAAACGUCUAUAUCUCUCCAAAGGAGGUAAAGUUACUCUUAUUAAGAGUACGUUGUCCAAUUUUCCAACUUAUUUUCUCUCUCUGUUUCCUAUCCCAAUAGGGUUUGCGAACCGUAUUGAGCAACUUCAACGGAAUUUUCUCUGGAGUGGUAUGGGGGAUUAG
Messenger RNA from Quercus robur (English oak), 540 nucleotides. RefSeq lists its product as uncharacterized. NCBI's taxonomy places the organism in Eukaryota, Viridiplantae, Streptophyta, Magnoliopsida, Fagales, Fagaceae. The record is from RefSeq and is a predicted model, not a curated record. The transcript has a single exon. The coding region runs from base 1 to 540 and encodes 179 amino acids.